AGCGCUGCCGGCGCUGAUCGUUCCGAUGCCGUGGCCGCGCUUGUUUUUUUCUUUUUAAUCCCUGAUCGAUGCAUGCCUUCAUGAUGGAUCACGAAUGUGGAGGAGGGCCGCCGGAAUGCAAGCUUUGGGCUUAGGGUGCAUGGCUCGAGGGUGCUGGAUGGAUGCAUGCAUGCAUGCGGGAAGAGCCGACUUUCUUGGAGUCGUCAGAGUGGCCUUCGCAGAGGUUGGCGACUCUCUCCAGCCUUCAUCAUCGGUGCGCGAUGCUCAAGAUCCGCUGCCACAAUCAGUCCCUAGCCCGAAGCAGCUACGCUGUCCAACAGUAGCCUGGAUAGAGCAUCUCGAACUCAGCAUUCGAAUAGCCAACCCCGUCUACGAUCAGCUUCAUACCGAGCAGGCUCGCUCGCUUGCACCAGGGCACGAUGGGUUUCGAGCUGGAAGUGACGCCUCUCAACGUCAUCUCGACAUCUUUUGGAGCUUUUGUGCUGCUAUAUGGAAUAGUCUCGCACAGGAUCAAAGAGAGGCUCUACCUCGGAGAAGCGCCGUUCGCUCUGUUCUUCGGCAUAUUGUUGGCUCAGUAUGGCGUGCCAGAGUACCUGAAGGGCUCGCCUGGUCAGAGCGCGGAUCCACUCGAUGGUUUUGGACUUGGAUUCAGUAGAUUCAUCAUCGGUGAGUGGUCGUAUGGCAUGGUCAGACAAUCCCUUGGCUCGCUUAUCUUUCCCGAACUCUCUUUGGCGCCCUGUGCAGGCACGCAGCUGGUGUUGGUCGGCAUUGAAUUGCCGUACAAAUACAUCGUCAUUGAGAUGGGAAGUCUAGCGAUGCUACUGUUACCUGUCAUGACGACCAUGUGGAUGGUCACCUCGCUCUCGAUCUGGGCGGUCAUUCCCGGCGUGUCUCCACUGGUGGCGCUUGCAGUAGCCUCGUGCGCUACUCCGACAGAUCCUGUCCUGAGUAACGCGAUCGUGAAAGGCUCGUUUGCCGAAGCGUACGUCUCCCCUAGGAUCCGCAACUUGAUCAGCGCAGAGAGUGGCGCCAACGACGGCUUUGGCCUACCAUUUACCUUUCUCGCCCUGAAUUUGAUCCAAAAAGCAUCGACAGCUGAGGCGCUCAAGUCCUGGGCGCUAGAAGUGGUGCUGUGGUCGGUCGUCGGAAGUGUAGUUUGGGGAGCCGUAGUCGGUUUCACGGCCAACUAUCUUCUAAAGGUGGCCACGAGGUACUCUCUCAUCGACAAGGAGAGCUUCUUGCUAUUCGGAGUCGCUAUGGGCACGUUCGUUGUCGGAAGUGGUGGACUCUUGGGCGUCGAUGAUCUGCUCGCUUGUUUCAUCGCUGGUAACGCGUUGACUUGGGACGACUGGUACCGUAGAGAGACGGAAGACGAUGAUCUGCAGAACAUCGUCGAUCUUCUCUGCAACGCUGUCUUUUUCACUUUCAUUGGCGUCACAAUCGACUGGACCAGCUUCAACGAUCCAGACCUCGGCAUCACACCAGUGCGGCUUAUCUUGUUGAACGUACUCGUGCUCUUACUCCGCCGUCUGCCUGCCAUGCUGCUCCAUCAGCCGUUCAUUCCGCAAAUCAUCGAUCAAGGAGAGGCGGCAUUCAUGGGGUGGUUUGGACCAAUUGGUGCCGGCGCGGUGUUCUAUGCCUUCCUGGUUCUAGAUGCCAUUGAAGAGGGCGAUCUAGUCCCCGACGCAAUUCGCAUUCGUAGCAUCAUCAAGCCCAUCAUAUAUUCUCUCGUCUUAGGCAGCGUGCUUGGCCACACCUUAUUGAUUCCCGUGAUCAAGCUGAUCUUCACCAAAUUCGGCGUCAAAAGCAUCAAGAGCAACGCCGUGGCAGACGAUGCCUCAAUCGUCGGCUCACAAACCUCGAGUCGACUGCAAGAAGAGCGGUACGAAGCUGGAGAGGGCCAUGCCCCUCACGACGAGGCAGCAGAGAGGAGGGAUAGGCGGAUGAGUGAGAGUCAGAGAAGGCACUCAAUUUUGUCUGCCAUCAGCGGCCAGCAAGCAGAUAUCAUCGGAGGCUACGACGCGGACGGAAACUGGGUCGAGGGAGAACGAGCCAGCUGGAGGAUCUCGUCUGGUCACAAACUUGGACCGCACACGCGAGUGCGCAAUCCUCAGGGCGGAGAGGUGCGCCUCGGAGAUUUCAAACCAAGUGCAUGGCACCGCGGCGAGGAAGAGAGGCAGCGCGUUGAAGGUCUCCAAGAUGAAGCUACGUACGGAGCUCUGGAGGAGGGAAGAUAGCAGGUGCUCAGCGUGCGACAUUUUCCGAUCAUUUCUCAGCUCUGACUCGAGCGAGCUGGAAAGACAGCUCGCUGUAUAGGUGCUUCAAGGCUCCGCUCCACCACGAAAUGGAAUGCAAUGCAAUGGAUUAGUACAAUGAGAU
Molecule: messenger RNA, 2379 nt
Organism: Ceraceosorus guamensis
Lineage: Eukaryota; Fungi; Basidiomycota; Exobasidiomycetes; Ceraceosorales; Ceraceosoraceae
Exons: 12
Coding region: 420-2237 (605 amino acids)
Biological process (GO): proton export across plasma membrane; regulation of membrane potential; sodium ion export across plasma membrane
Cellular component (GO): plasma membrane
Molecular function (GO): sodium:proton antiporter activity
Source: RefSeq, a predicted model, not a curated record